This is a messenger RNA of Drosophila rhopaloa, 1062 nucleotides long. RefSeq lists its product as uncharacterized. The transcript has a single exon. The record is from RefSeq and is a predicted model, not a curated record. Lineage: Eukaryota; Metazoa; Arthropoda; Insecta; Diptera; Drosophilidae. Bases 124 to 915 code for a protein of 263 amino acids.
AUUGAAAGUAAACAGAGAAAUGAAAAAAGUCUGAUUACAACCUAUUCGGAACUCUUUCGAUUCACUUGGGCAACUUGGCCACCUCACUUCGACUGGUUUUGUUUCGUUUAACUGAACUUCAAAAUGUCUUCUUCCGAAACCGAUUUUAUUGCCGAGGAGGAUGAACCGCCAGGAUCCUUCGCUCCGGCGCCAGUGAGUCCCAAUCCAAAUCUUCAGGCCAGUCAAUCGGUGGUGAUCUCGCCCUCGGUGUCCAUCACUUCGGUGGAUGGCAGCCAUAUAUCAGAAUCCGAAGACUCCUACGUGGACUGGCAGCCGCACUUUUCGGAGACCGGAAUCGCCACCUCGGAAAGGAUGGAAGUUGGUGCAAUUCCGGAACACUGGCUGUAUGGCCUGCGUUCGGUGCCAGCUACUACCAAUUUGAGGCCCAGGCGUCGCUGGAACUCUGUGAGCCGCUCGGGUUCGCCAACGGCCUCAACUUCAUCGACGUCGACAGCGCCAUUCCCUCAGCAGUAUUCCAACCUGGACCGGCGACCCCAUUGGGGAGAUAGCCACUACAUAGACAACGAAUCCGAACACGUGAAUCGGAUCUCCGAUAUCCUGAUGGACAUGGAGAGUCGGAGCCAAAGGAUAGGAUCCCGCCGGAGCCGUCAGCGACGCAAUCGUCGCAUACAGGCACAGGCUCGAGCUAUAUUUCGGGCUCAACGGUUGUUGAAUGGGUCCGCCACCGAUGUCGACGACUUCUCCGAUCUGGACUCCACGGACCGACUGCCCCGGAACAUGGCCCGAGUUCCCCGGCGUGGAAACAGUAUCAGCGAUUGCAGCCAGUGCAGCAGCGACGAUGAACAGGACAAGAUCAAGGGCAAAAACAAGCCAACAGUUCCUAGUCAUCUGGUCGAAUGGUUGUAUCCAGUUUAAUUUGAAAUGGCCUUUUUAGUUUUUUAGUUGUCGAAAUGGUUGAUAACUAUUUUGGUUUAGGCUCCUUAUAACUGAGUCUGGUAGUGCAUUGGCUGUUAAGAGGCUUCCAAUUUAAUUAAAUCUUAAAUGUAUAUCAACAAUUUAAAA